AUGUAAAUGGAAUUUAACUAAUUACUGCUGUAGUAGUCUAAUAACUUUAACACAAAAUAAUCUAAAAAAUCUUAUAAAUAAGUAAUAGAAUCUGAUUUUUGUGUUGAUUUGGACUUAAAAAAAUCUAAGAGUGAAUCACCUACUGUAGUACAUCCUCUAUUCCUUCACAGUAAAGCAAUUGAAAGCUAGGUUGCAGGAGAUUAUAUUAAUUUCGUAGAUGACGAUUAAACUAUGUGCUGCAGCUCAAACGAGCGAUGCGAAGAGCAUUCUUUUUAAAUGAAUGAAGCAUAAAUCAAGGCACUAGAAGAACACACUAAAAAAAUUGGUGAUUUCUAUACCUAAAUGAUUAACCAUGUACAAGUCUGCAACAACUCUUUUUGUAAUUUUAUAUAUCUCUGUCCUAAAUUUGAGGAACUCAUAGGUAAACCUAUGGACAUGGAUUUGCCUUAAAUUGGAUAUUUCAACUUAAAUGGCUAUGGUGAAUAAACAACAUUUAGCACUUUGUGUGAGUAUGGAAAAAAUUUAAACAGAAUCAUGAAAGAUGAGUUUAUUGAUUUUAUGCUUUUGUGA
Messenger RNA from Tetrahymena thermophila SB210, 570 nucleotides. RefSeq lists its product as hypothetical. The record is from RefSeq and is a predicted model, not a curated record. Lineage: Eukaryota; Ciliophora; Oligohymenophorea; Hymenostomatida; Tetrahymenidae. The transcript has 2 exons.